AAAAUCUCGGGUUAAACGUAGACAACGYUGGUCGAUUCAGUGCCUGCAGCAAGAAUUCCUGCACCGCAGCUAAAUCAAUACUGAGAAGUUACGCCAAAGAGUCAUCAAUUUGGUSAGAGGAUAAGCGCCACUAUAUCUCGCUGCUAUCAAGAUUAAUGAUAGAGGGAAAGCUCAUUUACAGAUUGCGUAUUGAAUCAUCUUUAUAAGUUGAAUAUUCAUCACGGUGAAUCAUACAACUUAACUUCUACAAGAAACGGAAAGAUUUAACGUAUCAUUUAGCCGAUGUAUUUAUAGCAACUGGAAGUGAAUAUUCGCAAUUUUAGCGAAGGAGAGCGCUGGAGGCUUUGGACGUCAUGAAACUGAAGAUACAUCGUCCAAAGCAAGUCAUCGUUGUGGCUUUGGUUACAUCGUUAUUCUGGUUUUGCUUGAAUAUUGGUCUGCUAUUCACCUAUCAAASCAGCUCGAUGGUGAUCGUGAAACGACUCGRMAUUGAUGACACGAUYCGUCUGUCACAACAUGAACCGGGUAAUUUGAAUGCUACGGGAUUGACACGUGGAAACGACCACCUCGCGAAUAUACAGCACACCAGAGACCAUGAAGCUGGAAAAGCUAAAAUUACCAGAACUCCUAAACCUGAAAAAAUACAGACAAAUGUAGAAACUACUAUAGCAAAAGUYGAUAGGGAUAUCAAAAAUAGAAUUGAUAAAAUUUUCAAAGACGAAAAGGACAGACAAAAGGAUAACGAAAAUGAACAUAAAACUCUUAAAGCUGAAACCACAAAAUUCACCACAAAAAAAAAUUUCGAUUUUGAGCCGGACGUGCGGGAUCCAAAUGGUCCCGGAGAGCACGGACAAGCWGUUAUUAUCAAAGAAAGCGAAAAACAAGAAGAAACUAAUGGAUUUAAUAAACAUGCUUUUAAUGAGCUGGCAAGUCGGAAAAUCUCUCUUCAUAGGUCUAUACCAGACACAAGAGAAGCCGGCUGUUCAGCCAAGGAGUAUCCUCACGACCUGCCUACCACAUCAGUAGUCAUAUGUUUUCACAAUGAGGCGUGGUCAACUCUGCUUCGAACUGUACACAGUGUGAUUGACAGGAGCCCCGCCCAUUUACUUUUUGAAAUUAUUCUUAUUGACGACUUCAGCUCUCACGAUUAUCUGAAAUCCAAACUACAAGCUUAUGUGUCCUCAAGACUGAAAAAGGUCCGCAUAAUAAGGAACAGUAAACGCGAGGGACUCAUUCGUGCACGCCUUAUUGGUGCCAGGGCUGCUAAAGGACAAGUAAUUACGUUCCUUGACGCCCACUGUGAGGCGAACGUUGGUUGGUUAGAACCGUUGCUAAGUCGUAUCCAUAGCGACCGCACUAUUGUGCCCGUUCCUGUAAUAGAUAUAAUCAAUUCUAAGACGUUUGCAUACUCGGGUACACCGUCUGCUGUGAUUGGUGGGUUUAGUUGGGAUAUGCAAUUCACAUGGCAUUCUUUACCGCAUCGGCGCGAAAAGGAAAGAUAUGAUAAGACUGACCCUAUAAGAACGCCAACAAUGGCUGGUGGUUUGUUUUCUAUCGAUCGAAAAUAUUUCUUUGAGUCUGGUUCGUACGACGAGGGCAUGGAUGUUUGGGGCGGGGAGAAUUUAGAGAUGUCAUUCAGGAUCUGGCAGUGUGGCGGGAAACUCGAGAUCUUACCAUGUUCACGUGUAGGUCACGUGUUCCGCCCACGUUUUCCAUACAGCUUUCCAGGGGGGUACAACGAGGUCAGUGUCAACCUUGCCCGUGUUGUUCGUGUAUGGAUGGACGGAUACAACAAAUAUGUUUACAUGAAAAGGCCCGACUUUAAAGACAUUCAACUUGGCGAUAUAAGACCCAGAAAGGAACUUCGUCAACGACUCAAAUGCAAAAGCUUCAAGUGGUACCUAGAGAAUAUUUACCCCGAGCAAACGUUUCCGGGGGGUGAUGCUCAAGCUUUUGGUGAGAUACGCAACCCACAAACAAGAAUGUGUGUCGAUACGAUGGGGAAAGCGUUUGGUGGCGCACUCGGAUAUUCUCUUUGUCAUGGGAUGGGAGGCAAUCAGCUUUUCUACUUCCAGCAUAAUGGAGUGAUUCAAUCAGGCAGCGAAGACAGUCCGUUAUGUGUAGAAGCACUAGGUAGAGAGGUUCUACUCAUGGGAUGUGAUAUCAGCUCAGAGGCUUUGGAAUGGGCAUUAAAGGGAAACAGCAUCUAUCAUAAGAGCUCGGACUUAUGUUUGGAAUCUAAUCGAGAAAAUGGAAAGUUUAAACUUAGUAUCUGCAAUGGCUCCACGGAUCAGGAAUGGGUUUUCUCCGAAAAAGAAUGACGAAAAUAUGGCACAGAUUCUUAGUAGUAAUGUUGAAUAUAUUAUUUUUAUAURAUAAAGGGGCUUGUGUUUGAGAAGCAGCAAAAGGGGGUUUUAAGUAAAUUUUAAAAACAACUUUACAACUAAGGGUUGGAAAGGGUAGGGUAA
This is a messenger RNA of Exaiptasia diaphana, 2468 nucleotides long. Its product is annotated as polypeptide N-acetylgalactosaminyltransferase 13. The transcript has 9 exons. NCBI's taxonomy places the organism in Eukaryota, Metazoa, Cnidaria, Anthozoa, Actiniaria, Aiptasiidae. The record is from RefSeq and is a predicted model, not a curated record. Gene Ontology annotation, cellular component: Golgi apparatus. Bases 354 to 2321 code for a protein of 655 amino acids.